Messenger RNA from Doryrhamphus excisus (bluestripe pipefish), 1540 nucleotides. The record is from RefSeq and is a predicted model, not a curated record. Lineage: Eukaryota; Metazoa; Chordata; Actinopteri; Syngnathiformes; Syngnathidae.
CAGCCCCGGUCCUACGCUACGACUGUGAUAGGUCAGGUUUCAUUGCAGCGGAGUCUCCUUCAGCUCGUCCUCCAACGGUGCCGCUUGCCUCGCCCAGUGCGGUUUGAGGAACAUCGCUCCUAAAAAGUCACUUUAGUCCACCUUGAGCCAAAUCUACCACCGAAACGAUGGCCGUGCCUCCUUCAUACGCUGAUCUGGGCAAGUCCGCAAAGGACAUCUUCAACAAAGGCUACGGUUUUGGCCUGGUGAAGCUUGACGUCAAGACCAAGUCAGCCAGCGGAGUGGAAUUCAAGACAUCGGGUUCCUCCAACACGGACACCAGCAAAGUUGUUGGCAGCCUGGAAACCAAGUACAAGCGGGCCGAAUACGGCCUGACCUUCACCGAGAAGUGGAACACCGACAACACCCUGGGAACAGAAAUCACCAUCGAAGAUCAGAUUGCCAAGGGACUGAAGUUGACCUUUGACACAACCUUCUCCCCAAAUACUGGCAAGAAGAGCGGCAAGGUCAAGACCGCCUACAAGCGCGAGUACGUCAACCUGGGCUGCGACGUGGACUUCGAUUUCGCCGGCCCCACCAUCCAUGGAGCGGGCGUGGUGGGCUACGAGGGCUGGCUGGCCGGUUACCAGAUGACCUUUGACACCGCCAAAUCCAAGAUGACCCAGAACAACUUUGCCAUUGGCUACAAGACGGGAGACUUCCAGCUGCAUACCAACGUAAACGAUGGAGCUGAGUUUGGAGGGUCCAUCUACCAGAAGGUCAGCGACAAGCUGGAGACGGCGGUCAACCUGGCAUGGACCGCCGGCAGCAACAGCACGCGCUUUGGCAUCGCCGCCAAGUACCAGCUGGACAAGGAUGCCUCCGUCAGCGCUAAGGUGAACAACAACAGCCUGGUGGGGAUCGGCUACACCCAGACUCUUAGACCAGGUGUGAAACUCACCCUGGCUGGCCUGGUGGACGGGAAGAACAUCAACGCCGGAGGCCACAAGUUGGGUCUGGGCUUGGAACUGGAAGCCUAAAGCGUUUCCUCCCGCACUAAGAACUCCGGAAUAUCAGAAGCAACAUUUGGCCUUAAGGUUAUUUCCCAACCAGCAAGCGGGGGACAUCUUGAAGAGAUCGGGUUCAAAGGCUACAACAACAAACUCUGAGCACGGCGUCACGCCACUGCUUUUCUUUGUAUUAUUUAUAUCUUACAUGUAAUCAUGUUCCUGUCCGGCACCGCCACCAAAUGCCCGACCGCACACGCCUCCUUCCUUGUUCAAACACCCUCUGAUAUUCCUCAGUUUUAAGAAUACACCAGGCUUCCCUUCCCUCCUUGCCGCUCACACCACCCCAGCUGAAGCUCUGCCCCCCCUCGGCCAUCACAACCUACAACAAGGCAGUUUUUGGGUUUGUGUUGGCCGAUCGAGCGAGCAAAUGCAUUUGGGAGUUCUUCAAAAGCCAAACUAUGAAAUCUCAAAGAGGAGUUAAGCGUAAGUCACCUUCUACACGGAGCUCCUUUUGUGUAUGCUAACUUUUCAAUAAAGUCUUUCAACUCCGA